This is a messenger RNA of Haliotis rubra (blacklip abalone), 1107 nucleotides long. Its product is annotated as toll-like receptor 4. Lineage: Eukaryota; Metazoa; Mollusca; Gastropoda; Lepetellida; Haliotidae. The record is from RefSeq and is a predicted model, not a curated record. The transcript has 3 exons. Gene Ontology annotation, cellular component: membrane. Gene Ontology annotation, biological process: immune response; toll-like receptor signaling pathway. Gene Ontology annotation, molecular function: transmembrane signaling receptor activity. The annotation marks the transcript as partial.
CUUGAUGAAGGUUCUCUGAAGAAUUUACCACAACUUUCGAAACUUGACCUUGGAAGAAACAGGAUUAACUUCACAUUGUUACCAACAGGUCUCUUCAGAGAAGUGUAUCUUAUUGGUAACAAAAUACGAAUCAUUGACAGAGGUACUUUGAUUCAGCCACCAUUUUCCCAAUGCCUUCGCGUUUUAGACCUCAGUCAUAACAUGAUCCUCGAAGAUACUUGCAAAAAUGUCAAUUUCUUUGGACUAGAGAACCUUCAAAGUUUGGAAAUUUCUGGCAACGGAUUUACAGAACUACCAACAACAUUCAUGAAAUCCUUCCCCAAUAUUCAAAAUCUGUCAUUGAACCAUAUCACACAGGGAUUUAGGGAAAUAAGUGAAAACAUAGACUCCGUGUUGGGACACUUGGAACACCUUGAAAAUCUGCACCUUUUAGGUAAUGGUCUUUCCGAUUUGCCCAGAAAUGUAGAGAACUUAACAAAUAUCAAACUAAUAGAUGUCUCGUAUAACUCAAUGAAGGAACUGAGUGUGGGAGCAAGAACCAGACUAGACGCUAUGGCUCAGAAGAAAAACUUGUCGGUUAAUCUUCGUGGUAAUGUUCUCUCGUGUGGAUGUGAUUCUCUUGAAUUUAUUCUGUGGUCAAUGGACUCAAAGGUACAUUUCGCUGACGAUAAACAUUACAUGUGUCGAAAUGAUAAUAGGACUAUAAUCCAUGUAACAGAUAUUGCAGAUUCAUUCAUGAAAAUUUGGAGAGAGUGCAUUUCUUUGUUCUCACUUUUGUUUUCAAUUUGCCUCGUUUUCCUAUUCCUCUUAGGAGUUUCUCUAAGUCUUCAUAUUGCAAGAAAUAUCAAUUUGAUAAAACGAUGGAGUGUCAGAUGGUUAGGCUUGGACUUCCAGCGACAUUUUAAGUAUGAUGUAUUUGUGUACUACUCAUCCAAGGAAGACCCUCAGUGGGUGUACAUGUGUAGCACCUUGAGACAGAAGCUGGAAGAUGAAAGGGAGCUUCGUCUCUGCAUUCCAGAAAGAGAUUUCGAGCCAGGAGUCUACACCUGUGAGGAGGUUCUCGGUGCCAUAAGUCAAAGUUGGAAGACUAUUAUCUAUCUGACCUAG